Messenger RNA from Rhopalosiphum padi (bird cherry-oat aphid), 1008 nucleotides. RefSeq names its product cyclin-dependent kinases regulatory subunit-like. Gene Ontology annotation, molecular function: cyclin-dependent protein serine/threonine kinase activator activity; protein kinase binding; histone binding. Gene Ontology annotation, biological process: regulation of mitotic cell cycle. The record is from RefSeq and is a predicted model, not a curated record. Gene Ontology annotation, cellular component: SCF ubiquitin ligase complex; cyclin-dependent protein kinase holoenzyme complex. The coding region runs from base 188 to 424 and encodes 78 amino acids. The transcript has 4 exons. NCBI's taxonomy places the organism in Eukaryota, Metazoa, Arthropoda, Insecta, Hemiptera, Aphididae.
GUGUUUCGUUUUUCAUUAUUCAUUUUGCCGCCAAAAUGUUUGUUAUGUUCCAUACUUUAAUGAUGAUUUACCUAUUAUUUUAUUUAUAUUUUGAUAGUUGUUUAUUACCAUAAUAGAUUGCAUUUUAAUAAUAAUUAUUUUUUUUUUGUACAGACUCUUUGCCACAUUUCAAUAAUUGUCAGCCAACAUGACGUCCAGAGGAGACAUACAGUAUUCAACAAAAUAUGAAGACAAUGUGUAUAUUUAUAGGCAUGUAAUCUUACCAGAAGACAUGGCCAAACAGUUACCUAAGACUCAUUUAAUGACUGAAACCGAGUGGAGAAAUCUUGGCAUUCAAAUGACAUCUGGUUGGAUGCAUUACAUGAGAUAUGAUCCAGAACCUCAUAUAGUACCAUUCAGACGACUCAAAAAAGUGAAUACUUAAUUAAUAAAUGACUUAACCCUAAAUGUGAUAAUUUAGUAUAAUUGAUUGAAAUUUUAUUAUAUAUGUACUAAAAUAAAUAAAACAAUUUUACCAAUAAUGUUUAUAAAUAUAUAAUUUAAAUAUUUUGUUCAAAUAUUUAGUAUUUUAUUUUUAAUUCCUUAAAAAAUUUAUUUUCAUUUUAGAGAUGUCAUUUAUAGAUAGAUUUAAAUAAUAUUAAGGAAUUUUAUAUAUUUAGUUUUAAUCUAAAAAUGUAAAGUAACAAUCUCCUAUAAGAUAUUAUUUCUGAAUAAACCUAUUAAGAUAUUCAUUAUAUAUUCAUUAUAAUUUUUUGUGUGAUUAAUAGUAUUAUAUAUUUUUUUUAUACCAGAAUAAUUGACAUUUAAAAUGGUUAAUAUUAUUUAUCAAAUUAUGAAAUGAGAUUUUUUUUUUUUUUAUUCUCAAUAUUGUUUAGAGCAGUGGCUCUCAACCGUUGGUCCACAAUUAUUUUGGUCCGUAUUUUAUUGGAAAAAUGAUAUUUUUUAUGUAUUGUUGAAAGGUUAACCAUCUAUGGAUAAAAGUAAAAUAUAUUCAUCAGUACUAUUUUA